Messenger RNA from Colletotrichum truncatum, 2127 nucleotides. RefSeq names its product HET-domain-containing protein. The record is from RefSeq and is a predicted model, not a curated record. Gene Ontology annotation, molecular function: protein binding. NCBI's taxonomy places the organism in Eukaryota, Fungi, Ascomycota, Sordariomycetes, Glomerellales, Glomerellaceae.
AUGUCCAAUCUCGAAUACAAACACAUUGAACCUUCUUCUAAUAACAUCCGUCUACUUCGUCUUUUCAAAGCUCGCAGAUACUAUGAUGACAGUCCCGUUCGCUGUGAGCUGUAUGAGGCACCACUGCCUCUCGAAGACGAGCACGAUGGCACCUAUGAAGCCCUCUCAUACACAUGGGGUGACCCAAAGCGGACCGUCGAGAUUGUCGUAAACAACAAGCACGUACCUAUUACCGCCAACCUGCAUGAAGCUCUGCAUCAUUUACGGCUCCCGGAUCAAGACCGCAUCCUCUGGGUGGAUGCCAUAUGCAUCGAUCAGAAAGAUGAUUACGAGCGCACCCACCAGGUAGCAAAAAUGGGGUUCAUCUACAAGAAAGCAAAAGAGGUUAUCAUAUGGCUUGGUUCCACAACCCCGAAAAUUGAUCUUCUUUUGGCUACGGUCCAAACACUCGAUAAAAGGGUUAGGCUUCGUCCAAAAAGACGGGACGACCCUGAACCCCUUAAGAUUUGGCAAGAUGAAGGUCACUUCUUGCUAGCUGACAUGAAGCGCAGCAAUCCAGACUUCUACACACUCAGGCAGCAAGCUCUUGAGGAACUGAUUCAAAGACCCUGGUUCCGGAGAGUAUGGGUUGUGCAGGAAGCUGCCAAUGCGUCGAGAGCCAUAAUUCAGUGCUCGUGGACCGCAGUGCCAACGAGAGCCUUCGCACUUAUGCCGUCUCUUCUGGGUCUGACAACCGAAUCUCGUUCACAGGCUUUACUUGAAGUCAUGCCAGGCCCAUUACGACAGCAUUCAUGGUGGAACAACGACCGUAGCCUCUGCACCCUGCUUCAGAAGUUCAGUCACUGCGAAUCUUCCGACUCAAGGGAUCAGAUUUUUGCACUUCUCGGCAUAGCAUUUGACUCUGAGAGACCUGGAGCUUCGCUGCAACCAGAUUACCAAGUCGAUUUACGAAAAGCCAUUCAGCGAACGGUUACCUUUCUGGCCUUCGGGGAGAUUGUUGAUGACGGCACGUACAGCUUGCCACUCUGGGACUUGGAUGAAUUUCGUAGCGCACUACCAUCACUAAGGCAUCGAUUGUUCGAAUGGGCACUACACCAGGACGACAGCAUCGCCCUUGCUCGGAAGCUCGUCCUGGAAAACCCCCGCGUCGACGUCAACACCUGGUUGCGCAACAAACAAAAUCCACUGCACUACCUAAUAUCUACCAACAGAUCCAUCGAAAUGAUCCGUUUGUUGCUGGAACGCAUGGACCUUGAUAUUCACCGACCACAGGGAGAUUAUACGCCUCUCAGUCGCGCAGCAGAAUGCAAUCAAUGCAACGUCAUCGAGGCUUUAUUAUCAAGACUAGAUUUGGACGUCGACAUGCGUGAUCCCUAUGGGAGUACCCCGCUAGAACGUGCUAUUCGAGCAGGAAAUAAUAAAGUGAUAGACCUCCUGCUGUCUACCCCGAUCAGCGCUCAUGUGGACAGUCACAUGCUGCAGAGUCGGGACAUUGCACGUAUGGCGUAUGCUGCUGAGUUUGGCAGCGAAUAUGCCGUCAAACUACUCAUACAGAAGGGCGUGAGCCCCGACGCGAUAAGUCCAUCGGGGGCUGAAACGGCAUUGACAGCCGCUGUCAAAGGGCACCAUAUAGAAGUAGUGAGACUCCUGCUCGAUGCAGGAGCAGAUGUCAAUCUUUCGACUGGGAGCAGCCGUGCGCCACUUUUUAUCGCGGCUACAUCCGGCAUCUGGGAAGGCCCUAUACCUCGAACGUCUCAACAUCUUGAUAUCAUGAAGGGUAUGGAGAUAGUGAGACUCUUGGCAAGUCGAGGGGCAGACCUGGAGCCCGAAGGUGAUGGUGAAACUCCCCUGAUGGUUGCUGCGAGAUUCGGACAGCUUCAGAUGGCGGAGCUAUUAACCAGUCUUGGGGCGAACCUGGAAGCUAAGGCUGUGGAUCGAGAGCUUACACCAUUCUGGACGGCUCUGGUGUUCAAUAAUAUAGAGGUCGCACAGCUACUUGCAGAUAGAGGAGCAAACCUCACAGUUUCUCCCAGAGUUCUCUCUAUAGCAAGAGCCUAUGGUGUAAGUCACGACGUAAGGACAAGCUUGGCGCAAGGUGAGAUGGAGAAGAUCUUUCGAAGUGGCUAA